This is a messenger RNA of Lithohypha guttulata, 261 nucleotides long. RefSeq names its product Adenosine 5'-monophosphoramidase (gene HNT1). Gene Ontology annotation, molecular function: catalytic activity. Lineage: Eukaryota; Fungi; Ascomycota; Eurotiomycetes; Chaetothyriales; Trichomeriaceae. The transcript is spliced from 2 exons. Gene Ontology annotation, biological process: nucleotide metabolic process. The coding region runs from base 1 to 261 and encodes 86 amino acids. The record is from RefSeq and is a predicted model, not a curated record.
AUGAAACUGACCGAGAUCCCCGACGACGAACUCGCCGAGGCGAUGCCAGUCGCGAAGAAGAUCGCAAGUGCUCUGGGAGCGCAAGACUACAAUAUCCUGCAGAAUAAUGGUCGGAUAGCGCAUCAGGUGGUUGAUCAUGUUCAUUUCCACGUAAUACCAAAGCCGGACGAACAGCAAGGGCUCGGGAUCAGUUGGCCGCAGCAAAAGGUGGAGAUGGACGAGUUGAAACAGUUGCAUGAGCAGUUGAAGAGUAAGAUGUAG